UCAUAAGACAACAGUUCUCCUCGGUAAUUGCGCUGGAAUGGAUGUCAUUCCUCCGGGCGUCUGAGAACGCAGCAGCUUGUGCAUCUGCCCGCAUUUCCUCAAGUUCCGGACCUCUUUCUCUCGCCGUUCCCACUUUGUGCAUGAGGCGGCUUCUCCAUCUGGACAGCGCUGAGUGGGGAAAAGCCCCCAGAUGGUCUCGGCUUGUCAGUGGAAAUUGGACUUGCUCAUAUUUCAGGAAGCGGCUCUUAUUUUUGGGGGGAGGCCCCCUGCGCAUCAGCUGUUUUUGGACUGGGACUGGAUGAUGGUCGCGCUGCAGUAGAGACUCGCCGUCCACGCGUCAGCAUCAUGAGCAGGAACUUUGUAAUUGUGACAGCACUUCAGGCAUUCACAGUCUCCCUGCUGAUGAGCCAGAAGAUCCACUCUGCUGAAGGUUUGGGCAAAAGGGUUCAGGGUGGAUCAACAGCAAAGCAGAAACAUUAUGGGACUACAGUGCCUCUUCAACUUGUUGGACUUGAAUGGAAGCCGGUGAGCCAACUCCAAUCCCAGAGUUACCCCACUUUGUUGAAGCUCCUGGUUGAAGCAGACGGCGAGCAGCUGCUCCUGAAUCUGGAGAAAAACCAGGGGCUGUUUGCGAGUAACUAUACUGAAACCCAUUACCUGGAGGACGGCAGUGCAGUCACGGGCACUUCCAACUUCACGGCACACUGCUACUACCAUGGAGAGGUGCAGGGCCAUGACAACUCUGAUGUCAGCCUGAGUACAUGUGCUGGCAUUAAGGGUUUUAUAUCUCUCGGAGACAGAUCUUAUGUGCUGGAACCGCACGCUGAUCGCUUCGAUGGGACUCACAGGAUUUACACAGCAGAGCAUCUCAACUUUGUUCCUGGCUCCUGUGGCCACCAUUUUAACAUAUCUUCUCCCACCAUACAGUCAAGCAGCAGUUCAUUCAAGGCCUUCAGAUCAAGACUUAAACGCGAUGUCCAGACAACAACCAAGUAUGUGGAGCUCAUCAUUGUGGCUGACAACAGAGAGUUCCAGAAACAAGGCAAAGACAUGGAGAAGGUCAAGCAGCGACUGGCUGAGAUUGCAAAUUAUGUGGACAAGUUUUACAGGGCUUUGAACAUUCGAGUGGCACUAGUGGGGCUUGAAGUUUGGAGCGACGUCGACAAAUGUCCGAUUACCCAAGACCCCUUCACCACCUUACACGAGUUUCUGGACUGGAGGAAAGUCAAGCUGCUGCCGCUGAAGCCGCAUGACAAUGCCCAGCUUAUUAGUGGGGUGUUUUUUCAGGGCACUACCAUUGGAAUGGCACCCAUCAUGAGCAUGUGCACAGCAGAGCAGUCGGGAGGAAUCGUCAUGGACCAUUCUGACAAUCCUCUUGGCGCUGCGGUCACUUUGGCCCACGAACUUGGGCACAACUUUGGAAUGAACCAUGACACACCAGAGAGGGGGUGCGGCUGCAGGGUGACAGUUGAUCGAGGCGGCUGCAUCAUGACUCCUUCCACUGGGUAUCCGUUCCCCACCGUUUUCAGCAGCUGCAGCAAAAAAGACCUGACGGCCAGCUUCGAGAAAGGUGUCGGCAUGUGUCUGUACAACAUGCCAGAGGUUAAAGUCCUCUACGGCGGGCAGAAAUGUGGCAACGGCUACGUGGAGGAAGGGGAGGAGUGUGACUGCGGAGAAGUGGAGGAGUGUCUAAAUCCUUGCUGUAACGCCUCAACCUGCACUCUGAAAGGGGAUGCUGUCUGUGCACAUGGGCAAUGCUGCCAAGACUGCCAGCUCAAACCAGCAGGGACUCCGUGUCGUGAAUCCAGCAACUCCUGUGAUUUGCCCGAGUUUUGCACUGGCAGCAGCCCCCACUGCCCCUCCAACGUUUACCUCCAUGAUGGCCACGCCUGCCACAGCGUGGAGGGAUACUGCUACAACGGCAUAUGCCAGACGCACGAGCAGCAAUGCAUCACACUAUGGGGCCAAGGAGCCAAGCCGGCUCCAAGCAUCUGCUUUGAAAGGGUCAACUCGGCGGGAGAUCCUUACGGCAACUGUGGCAAGGAUUCAAAAGGCUCCUUCGCCAAAUGUGAAGUGCGGGAUGCAAAAUGCGGCAAAAUCCAGUGUCAAGGAGGAGCCAACCGCCCCGUCAUCGGCACCAACGCCGUUUCCAUAGAAACAAACAUACCCUUGCAUGAGGGUGGACGGAUACUCUGCCGGGGCACUCACGUCUACUUGGGGGAUGACAUGCCAGAUCCUGGCCUGGUUCUGACUGGUACCAAAUGUGGAGAUGGAAUGAUGUGUCUUAAUCGUCAGUGCCAAAAUGUCAGUGUUUUUGGUGUGCAUGAGUGUGCAGCCAAGUGCAGCAGUCGAGGGGUGUGCAACAACAACAAGAACUGUCACUGUGAGGCUCACUGGGCGCCGCCCUUCUGUGACAAAGCAGGUUUUGGGGGGAGCCUGGAUAGCGGCCCCAUCAGGGUUGCAGAUAGCAGGAAUGUGACUGUCAGUGUCCUGGUUGUUCUCCUCACUUUGCUGGGAGCUGCUCUGAUUGUCUCCAUCAAGAGGAAAACUCUGCUGGGCCUGCUGCUUUUCAGUAAAAGGAAACCAAUUGAGAAGCUCAGAGCGGAGAACAGUGCAGUCAGCGGACCUUCAGCCCCAAACCAGCCUCCUCCGGUGAACACAUCUCCGUCUCGCCCUGCUCCGCCUCUGCCACACACCACCGCCAUCUUUAAAGUCACCUCCGUGGAUCCAGCGUCUGCGUUUGACAGCCGCCCCACAAACACCCAGUCUCCUCACCGGGGGCCAGAGGUGGGGCCUUCGUCCACAUCUUAUCCUUCUUACAGUCUGCACAGGCUCCCCCAGUGCCCCCCGGUUCACCUAAACCAUCCAAUCCCGCUGUCUCUCACCCUGUCCCUCUCCUCUGGGCUCAGACAGCCAAGGCCACCCCUGCCUCCUCCUCACCGAGCCCCCCAGCCGCACGUCCAGGCACCCAGAGGGGCGUCAUUUCGCAGCGUUGCACACCAGAACUCCUCCAGGAUGGUCGUGGACCUAGAGAAGCCCAGUCCUCCUCAAAAACCCCUGCCCGCUGAUCCAAGGAGCUCUCGUUUGGUGCAAAGCCCCUCUGCUGGACAGGGUAACAGGGGCUCCUCCUUUUCUGCCUCGUUACCUGGUGCAUCAAAACCUGCACGACCUGCCCCACAUCCCAACAGGCCGAGUCCCAAGCAUCCUCCCAUACGACCAAAGCCUUGCAUCAUUGCCAAUGUUAAAUACAGCAGCUGAGACUUUGGCUAAAAGGGACAUGUUGGUUUUACAAACACACACAAAAAACUUUGCACUAUAAAAACUCUGAAGACCUUAAGAAAAGUGACGGUAUCUGUGAGGUUUUCCAUGUCCCUUUGGUGCUCUGUCUCUAAACGGUGCUACAAGUCUGCGCUCAGGUACAUGUAAAGUAUUUAUAUUCUGUAUUUAUUACCACCCAGUGCACUGUGCCAGACACUUUUUCCACAUGGUAGCAUUUUAAUUUUUUUUUUUUUUCACAUAGAUGGAUAAUUGCAAUGUGAGUAACAGAAGGAAGGAAAUUGUAAAAUUGCAAAAGUUCCUGUAAACGUUUUUAAACAAAGGGAGUUCAUUGCAAUGUUAAGGAUCUGUUUUACAGGGAAAAGUGAAGAGAGUGUUGUGCAAUGGCCGACGAAGGGUUGUGUCUGUAGCAUCUUCAAACUGGUCUGGCAAGACUUGAAACAGCCGCACGGAAGCAGGAGAUGAUGGUCGCGAGGAAGCGCAGGCGGCUGUUGGUGAUCUCUAACUAAUCCUCAAGUGGCCAGCCUGUCUGCACUUCAUAUCUAACAGGAAGUUUAACGAUGAGAGGUUGUUGAUUUUCAAAAUAAUACGAUUGUCUUAAAGAUCUGAACUUUGACGUGCAGAUCAAAAAUGUAUGAUGUUUGGGGCACCAAAAAAAUAACAAUAAAUGAAUACAUUUUUGAGGAUAAAGUCAUAGCAUUAAGAGAAAAAAAUGUCAUAAUUUUUAAAUAAUAAAGUUGUAAAAUUAUAAGAAAAAGGUAGUAAUUUUAUAAAAAAUAAAGACAAAAAAUUAUGAGAACUUUUGUAAUUUUUUUAGAAUAAAGUGGUAAAAUUAUGAGAAAAAAGUUGUAAUUUUAUGAGAAUAGUCAUAAAAUUAUGAGAAAAAAUGUUAUAAUUUAACAAUAAUAAAGUCAUAAAAUUAUGAAAAAAUGUCAUAAAAUUUGCAAGAAAAAAGUCUUAAAAUUAUGAGAAAAAGGUUGGACCUCUGCAACUAUAGUCCCGACAGCAUAAACGCCGCGUCCGCCAGAAAUCCGCUCCUUGUGGGUCAAGAAUCUUCAUCUGAAAAAGGCCCAGUUACCUGAAAAUUCCUUUUCAAAUAAAACAAUCCUGACUCACUAAAAGACUUAGGAUUUCCUUAUUUGUGAAACCAAUGCUGAAGAAACUGCUUAAAAAGUGCUCUAUGUCUCUCAUUCUAAAAGGCAAUAUUGGCUCUCUUGUUGUUGUUUCUAACUUACCGGUACUUUUUGCCUCAUAAAUUUAUAGCUUUAAUCUUGUAAAUUAUUAACUUAUAACUUAUGAAUAUAUAACUCUUUUAUUGUUAAAUAUUGACCCUUUUCCUCAUAAUUCUACAAGUUUGUUAUCAUAGCAUUUUUUUUUCAUAAUUUUAGGAAUUUAUUCUUGUAAAUGUAUUAACUUUUUUAAUUUUAUGGUGGCCCUUAAUACUCCAUCAUAAAAAUGAGCCAGAUAUAUGUGGCUGGAUGGUAAACUCCUUUAAACACUUUUGAAGGAUUUUCUUUCCAGCAUCAUAGACUUUGGGUUCACUGACGUCUGCAUGGAAACAUUUCUUACAUGUGUUUGAAGAUGGAUUUUUAUCUUUUUUUAAUGAUACUUAACUGAACUUGAAACUGACACGUUUUGUCGUCCGAGCCGCCAGACAUCUGCUGCUUUACAGCCAACCCUUCAUUUUAUCUGAAUGUGUUCUCCAGUCGUUAAAAUCACUUUAGUUUGGGUUACAAAACUCAUAAAUCCAGUAGAAAGUAACUUCUGCUGGAUUGCAGACACAUUUUAACAUUCAGCAACACCUCCUGCAGACGCAUCUACUCUCCACGAGUGUUUAGGUUGAUAUGAAGGACUUUUGUUACUUUUGAUACUCUCAUCUUUAUUAUAAUGCACUAGCUUUGUUUACUUUGCCUUUUUAAUUCUGUGUCUGAAUGUGAUGAUGCACAGCAGCUGGAGUUAGUCGCAUCUUUGAAUGUUUCUUCUGUAUUUGUCUUGUGUUACAGGUGUUUUCCUAAAUCAGUGCGUCCUCGUCUUUUAUUGUUUUUUUUUUUACAAAGGACUCUGUGAUGCCACAUGUGUACAAAAAAAAGUCAAGUGUCAAUGUGAAGUUGUGGGCUUUUUUUAAUGCACAAGUAUUAGUAAAAAUCUUUGAAACACAA
This is a messenger RNA of Oryzias latipes (Japanese medaka), 5435 nucleotides long. It is a transcript of the gene adam12a, whose product is annotated as ADAM metallopeptidase domain 12a. Gene Ontology annotation, molecular function: metalloendopeptidase activity. Gene Ontology annotation, biological process: proteolysis. Lineage: Eukaryota; Metazoa; Chordata; Actinopteri; Beloniformes; Adrianichthyidae. The record is from RefSeq and is a predicted model, not a curated record.